Acinonyx jubatus (cheetah) is the source of this 4692-nucleotide messenger RNA. RefSeq names its product chromosome D1 C11orf80 homolog (gene TOP6BL). Bases 2859 to 4538 code for a protein of 559 amino acids. The record is from RefSeq and is a predicted model, not a curated record. Lineage: Eukaryota; Metazoa; Chordata; Mammalia; Carnivora; Felidae. Gene Ontology annotation, biological process: meiotic DNA double-strand break formation; reciprocal meiotic recombination. The transcript has 21 exons.
ACGCUGGCGUACUGAGCGGGGUUGAUGAAGGCGGCUGGCGACAGCAGGAGGCCCCCGGGGCUCUGCGCCCCUUCCACGGCCUCAUAGUAAAAGUCGCCCGCCCCGUUCAGGCCGGGCCCGUGCGCCCUGCUCACUCCGUUCCCAUUCAUGCCGCCCGCUGCCUCUCACGCGGCCCGGGGCCCUGCGCCCAUGCCCUGCCCGCGCCGCGCGGGGCGCCACCGGUCCGCUCCCCUCCCCCGCCCCCGGAACCCGGGGUCCCCGAGCGCCUGGGCUCCCGUCAGGGAGUUGGCUCAAAGGUGGUGAACGUGUCGCCGAGCGGGGGAAACGGUGUUCCGGCCGUCUGGGCGCCUGAGCUCCGGGGCAAGUCGACGGAGCAGACCUGGCUACGAGCGAGAGGAGACAGAGGCCGCUCCCGACAAACAGGUCGGACGGUGCCGGGGGAGGGGCGGGAGGCGGAGCGCGGCCGGCUGUGGCGGGCCGGGCCCUGCGGGGCGAGCGGGGAACUGCCCUCGGCAACCCCCCGCCCCCCCCCCUCCACCGCCCCGGCUGCCUCAGCGUGGGCCCCCGAAGGUUUGCAGGUGUAACAAGGCUGGCCCCUCUUGGGGCGACUCUGGGAAGUCUCCUUCUGGACAUGAGCUUUAAUCGCCAACUCCCAGAGCAGAGAAAGAGAAAUCCUCCAAGAGGCAAAACCAGCUCAGUAGGUGCCAGGCUCUGUGCUUAGGCGGUUGCUCAAGUCCCCUUAUCUGUGAAAUAGGUGUUAGUGUCUUCCCUACUUGUUUGUCACCACUUCCAGUUCUGGCUCUUCCCUUCCGCUAGGCCCACCAGGCCCUCCUCAGCCAGGCCAUUCCAGGCCCCCAGUGCGCAGCACCAAAGGGACGGCUGCCAGAUCUUCUUCCUUCCUUUCUCUGGGCUUCAGCGCCUGCCCCUUACAGCCUACUCUUGCCUCUCUCCUGUCUCCAUUCAUCCCGUAUUUAUUUGCACCAGUAGGUGCAAGCUGCAGUGCUAGGCUAAGCCCAUACUGAGAUGCCUCUUGGGGAGAGCCCGGUUUGGUGGUGGAGAAAUGACAGCUCGGGUGGCAUGUGUGCGUGAACAUGGUGAUGGUCCUGGGUAUCACGUGUCAUGUGCACAGACAUCGAAACAGUCCUGGGUGGCACAAGACAUGUGCACACCGACAUCAUGACAGUUCUAGAGGCAACGUGCAUCCAAAACCAGGGUACCGGGGAAACUUUUCCUCAAAGAGGUGACAUUGUCCGUAACCCACUGUUCUCAUCUAUAGAAACACUGAUAGGUGCAUUUCAUAAGCCAGCCUGAAGACCCAACCAGAAAGGCAGUGAGGUCCAGGAGAAAAUGAUGAGGGAUCCCCAGAGCUAAAGCCAUCACCCAAGGGUCCUCAGAUGGAUGCUGGGCUGCCUGAAAAGAGUUACCUGGAGAGCUUUUUAAAAAUCCUGAUUUCUGGACCGUAUGUUCAAAGAUCCUAAUUCAAUGUGUCUACGAAGGGGAGGGGCUUGGGAACCUGUAUUUGUAAAAAUGUCCCUGGGUGAUCCUGUAAAAACUGCAGCCCGGUUUGGGAACCACCCCCUCAGUGUCUCCCUUCUUCCAGGAGGCCACCCACUCGUGCUGGGAGCACUGCCUCUGAGGGGGGAAUAAUAGUUGCGGCCUCUCCCACCGCACUGGGCUGGGAGGCCAGCAGGUGGGUGGAAAAGACAAGGGUGGGAUGAAGGAGGGAAACCAGACGGGGUGGGUGGCCUUAGGGUGUGUGGGUGACUCAGCCCCACGCCAGCCCCUGGUGGUGUCAGGUGGCAGCUGCACUCUUGUUGCCAUGACAACUCCUCCAGGAACGCAGGGAGGCCCGUCCGACGGGUUUGUUUGCGCUCGCUCGAGAAGCUGAGGGAAGAGCCCAAGCCUUAGGGGAGGGCAGAGGCCUUGGUGGGUAGAGAGCAGACCCGGGAGAAUGGGCAGCUGCAGAAACCAGCAGCGGGAGGAGGGAACCUGCUUCAGGGAACAGAUCUGCUCUGCUGUCCUGAGGGCCGAAGGCUGUGGUUGAUUUCUCUGUCAAUGAAAAUCAGCCCCGGUGGAAGAGGGGGAGCCAUGGUGGGGAAGCAGAAGGACAGGAGUGAAACACAAAGGCAGGAGUGUCCCAGAGUGGUGCAACAGAGAGGAAGGGCUCCAGAGGCUCAGGCCAGAGAGGGACAGAGGUUGCCCAGCACCCAAAGCCAAGACACAUAUUUGGAACUCACUCUGCCCUCUUCACCUUCAAGGAAAACUGGUUUGUGGAUACCCUGCCCAUGCCUGCCUGAACCAACAGCCUCUCCAGCGCUGGAAUCGUGUCUGCUCCAGAGAGAGGAGGAGGGCAGCUGAGAAAAAACCCACGAGACAACAUGCAGCAGUCACUCCUUUGGCCAAUGGAAUCAAAGAAGUGAGAGCAUAAGCUGCAACUGUUCCCAAGGCAAGGAAGACAUGUCUUUCCUAUCUGAGAAUGAUUCUUCUGGCUCCUGCACUAAGUGCUAUCCCCUCCUGCAGUCUCAUGGCUCCCAGUCAUUCUGCUGCCUGAGGAACUAGCUGCCAGAUCAUCAGGUUGGGCUCAAGCCCCUCUCAUCACGUCCCUCCCUGAACCAGCCCGAAGUCCAGUAGCUGGAGUCUGGAGUAAUACCUUCCUUCCGGCUGGCAACACUCCAUGAAAACCCCAGAGCUUGUCCUGUCAGCUGGAGCCCAGAAAGCCAGCCAGGCUCCUGCAGUUGGCAUAUUUAGUGCAGAGCCGAACAGGAGCCUAUUUCCUGGCGGCGGCGGCUGCGGCGGCGGGGGGCGCCUUCCAGGUCCUGUCUGGGGCUGGCCAGGCACGUGGGGAUGAAGCUGGGGACAUGUUUGGGAUUUUGAAAUAUUUAAUAAUUCACUGGAAGUGUGAAACAGGAGUAUCAAAUGGAGCAUUGCUGGAAGGACAGCUAGUGAUUUCCAUGGAAGCAUUAAAUUCUAAUCACCAGGAAAAUACUCUUCACUGUGUAACAACAAUUGCUUCUGCAGGAAGCACUUAUGGUGGUUUGGUUCUCAAGAAGUUCAUAAAAGAAAUACAAUCUAUACUGCCCGGAUUCUCUGCAAAGCUGAACUGGACUUCAGAAGAAGCCAGCUCUUCUCAGGACAUAUCAGGGGUAACACCCUUCCAGAUGAUUUUUGAGGUUGAUGAAAAGCCCAGAACUUUGAUGACAGAUAGUUUGGUGAUAAAGAACUUUUUACGCAGAAUCAUCAUGGUACACCCUAAGAUUAGAUUUAAUUUCAGUGUAAAGGUGAAUGGAAUCCUUUCCUUGGAAAUCUUUGGGACAAAGAACGAACCCACUUUGAACCUGUCGAAUGGAAUUGCUCUUGUUAUAAACUAUCAACAUUAUGUGAGUAGACCAAAAUUUGGUGCAGCUCAAUUACUCUGCAGUCGAAUCCAUCCUGUGCUAGGACACCCAGUAAUGCUUUUCAUCCCCGAUGACGUGGCUGGCAUGGGCUCGUUGGGAGAACUGAUACUCACUCCAGCUGCUGCUCUGUGUCCCUGCCCAAAGGUCUUUUCCAACCAGCUGAAUAGAGUUUCUUCAGUUUCCAUAUUUCUAUAUGGACCGUCAGGCCUGCCUCUGAUAUUGCCAAGUCAGAAGCAGCCAACUACUACUGUCUUCGAAGAUACCUCUUUCUUCAUUGACUGGAAGAAAUACCACUUGUGUCUGGUGCCCAAUAUGGAUCUCAGUUUGGAUAGAGAUUUGGUGCUUCCAGAUGUGAGUUAUCAGGUGGAAUCCAGUGAGGGGGAUCAAUCUCAGAAUAUGGACUCCCAGGGACAGACUCUGCUGCUUUUUCUCUUUGUGGAUUUCCACAGCGGAUUUCCGGUCCAGCGAACAGAACUCUGGAGAGCCCAUACUUUGCUCACCGUUCAUCUCAGUGCCAUCCUUACGGAGAGCCACAGUGUAGUGCAAGAUUCCAUCCAAGUGACUGUGGACCAGGCCUUGGAACAGUAUCACCAGGAUGCCAAGGAUCAUCAGAAAUUGCAGGCCUCACUCUCAGUGGCUGUGAAUUCCAUCAUGAGUAUCGUGACUGGAAGCACCAGCAGUAGCUUCCGAAAGAUCUGCUUCCAGGCCCUUCAAGCAGCUGACACUCAAGAGUUUGGGACUAAACUGCAUAAAUCAUUUUAUGAGAUCACCCAGCACCGAUUUCUUCCCCACUGCUCAUGUGAGGUGAAUCAGCAGCUGCUCCCAGAGAAAAAUGCAGAGCAGAGCACAGAAGAUGCACAUGAGAACAGCAGUCCAGAACUCCUUACAGGAACCAGCGAGCAAGUGGAAAACAAGAGGCUCAAGAGGGGCAGCCUCCGGCGGGGCAUGGAAGAGACGCAGGCUUUCCACUCUGCCAGGGCCCCGAGCCAAUUAGAGGCCGCCGCGCGCCGCACAGAGCCUGCGGGGGCCUUCCCGACCCCUAGCGGAAGCAGGGCGAGCCCUGGGGGCGGCCUGGAGGACUCGCUAUGGCUGCAGGAGGUCUCCAAUCUAUCCGAGUGGCUGGAUCCCGGCCCUGAGCCCUAAGCUAGGGUGAUCUCCCCAUGCGCCCACGCCCGCCCGGUAGCUGCCGGGGCAGCGUGCUGUCUGUUGUUCAAUAAACCUGCUCCGCGAGCGCAGCUUCUGCUUCAGUGUCGGGGGCGGGGUCAGGGGCGGGGCUCCCGCGCUGCCGGAUGACAUC